AACGGAAAAAGGAACUUCGUCGCCGGCAGAAGUACAGGGACGGAGCGGGCCGGCGAGGACUGAGGUUCCUGCAGUUUUGAGCAGACUCCUCCUCCUGAAUCCGUGCAGAGUCAACAGAGAGUUCUUUAUGGUGUGGGGUUUCAUGAAUGAAGAGCGCUUGCUGCUUUGGCACCGGAGCUGUCUCAGCUGCGAGAAGAACAAAACAGCUUUGCCGCAAGAAGAGGAGAGCAGUGGCAGGAUCAAAAAGCCAUGUGUUCAGAAGCUGGAGGAGCCCCGUCAGAAUGUGGCGCCACAGAACUCUGUGUGUUGUUUUGACUUCCCCACUCUCCUCAAAGUGUCCUGCUCCAGGGCUACAUCGGGGUCUGUGCCGAGGGAGAAGCUUGUAACCCCGGAGGGGCCAUGGGCUUGAGCUAUGCCUGCCUUCACGUCUCCUCCAAGCUCAAGCUGCUGAUGCUCUUCACUGCAUGCAUUUUAGUGGUGGGCUGGGCCACCUCCUGCUACCUGGUUGAUGCUGUGCAUGAAACACCACGAGCAAAAAGUGCAGAGGCAAGCUCCAGGAAACCAACCUCUAGUGCCGAAGAACAAAAGGAAGACCUGGAUGGGCAAACCAGGCCUACUGUGAAGCUGCCAACUGUGAAGCUGCCCACCGCGAAGUCCCUUUGCCCUGCUCUGUCCCCCUACCUACGGGGGCCCAGCAAGCUCACCUUUAGGGGCUCUCUCACCCUGGAAGAGGUGCAGAAGGAGAAUCCUCGGGUGGCAAAGGGACGGCAUCGCCCAGAGGACUGCUUAGCCCAGCAGCGAGUGGCCAUCUUGAUUCCACACCGUAAUCGAGAGAGGCACCUGCUUUUCCUGCUGGAGCACCUUCACCCGUUCCUGCAACGGCAGCAGCUGGACUAUGGCAUCUUUGUGAUUCACCAGGCUGGCGAUGCCAAGUUUAACAGAGCGAAGCUGCUGAACGUCGGCUACUUGGAAGCCCUGAAGGAGGAGAACUGGGAUUGCUUCAUAUUCCACGACGUGGAUCUGGUGCCAGAGAACGACUAUAACAUUUACAUGUGCGGCAGUCAGCCAAAGCACCUGGUAGUGGGCAGGAACAGCACAGGGUACAGGUUGCGUUACCAAGGAUACUUUGGAGGUGUAACUGCUCUAACAAGGGAGCAGUUUUCCAAAGUGAAUGGCUUCUCUAACAACUACUGGGGCUGGGGAGGAGAAGAUGAUGACCUCCGGCUCAGGGUUGAAAUGCAGAAGUGGAAAGUGAUCCGACCAUCCCCUAAUGUAGCCAAGUACACCAUGAUCUUCCACACAAGAGACAGAGGCAAUGAGGCAAACGGACACAGGAUGACUCUCUUGCGUCAGGUAUCUCGAGUAUGGAAAACAGAUGGUCUAAAUUCCUGUUCUUAUAAGCUGCUCUCAGUGGAAUACAAUCCUUUGUAUACCAACAUAACUGUGGAUUUUGGCAUGCCAGUCAAGACCUCAUAACGGACUCUCACAACAGUGAAUGUAGUGGGAAUGGAAAAGAAUUUCCAAGUCAACAGAACUGCAGCAUUUUUAAAGGUUGCUUCAUCAAGAGUUUUCCCAGCAGGAACUAUGCUACAGAGGUACAAUAGUGUCCUCAGCCUGAGUAGUUUCGCAGUAAAUUGUCUUGGACUUCGGGGCGACACCAGUGAUCAAGUUUGACUUGGGAGAACGUCUACAUGGAGCUGUCUUUUUCCCUCCAGGACAAAAUGUUGCCCUUUCCCCUGGAAGGGAAUAUUGGUUAGCUGAUAUUGAAUUUCUACCUUUUUUAAAAGUAGGAACUGGAAUAUAGUGACAACACAGUGCCAUCUUUCAAUGAUGCAAAGACAAAUGGCUUUUUCACCCACAGCACAACCCUUUUUCUAAAACAGGUAAACCAUGCAGCAAGCCAGCUGAACAAGAACUCAUCAUCAUUGUCUGAGUGGAUGGUACAUGACACUGUCUAAUAACAGCCAGUGUAAGAAUGUGGGAGAUUUUAACGCUCACAAAUAAAAUAUAGUAUCUCUACAGUUAUUUU
Molecule: messenger RNA, 2029 nt
Organism: Gekko japonicus
Lineage: Eukaryota; Metazoa; Chordata; Lepidosauria; Squamata; Gekkonidae
Gene: B4GALT4
Product: UDP-Gal:betaGlcNAc beta 1,4- galactosyltransferase, polypeptide 4
Exons: 8
Coding region: 400-1476 (358 amino acids)
Biological process (GO): carbohydrate metabolic process
Molecular function (GO): glycosyltransferase activity
Source: RefSeq, a predicted model, not a curated record